CUGGCUUCAACGUACUUAAAGUAAGGGCUUUCCGUCAGAGAUGGGGAGUUGUUCUGAGGCCGGUCGUCGUUAUUCUUCCUUGCACGAGGUUCGCCUCCGAUUUCCUCAACCUCCGAACCGAGCAUGGCGUCUAAACUAUUGAUCGGACUCCUUUUCGCGACAGCUUCAGUGCUAGGCCAACAUACUGAGCAGGUCAAAAGAACUUUCGACUCAAUCUGUGAGCAGUAUGACCACAUCGUGGUCGGGGGCGGAACAAGCGGCCUCGUCGUCGCCAACAGACUGAGCGAAGACCCCGAAAAAACGGUACUAGUCGUCGAAUACGGAGACUUUGCCAACACGAUCAACGUCACCGUGCCCUACUUUGCAACAUAUGACCAAUCGGCGCGCCUCUACAACGUGACGUCCGUCCCUCAAACUCAUCUUGGUAAUCGUACAUCCCGCCUUCGUAUCGGUGCCGUGGUCGGCGGAGGCUCCACCGUCAACGGAAUGGCUUGGGACCGUGGCUCCGAAGCCGACUACGAUGCAUGGGAGGCCCUUGGGAACCCCGGCUGGGGCUGGGCGACCCUUUUCAAAUAUUUCCAAAAGUCGUCUACGUUCGCGCCGCCUGCGGAUGAGUAUGUCGAGGAGUGCGGGUACGAAUGGAGCGAGAAUGCGUAUGGCGAUGGUCCCAUUCAGGUCGGGUUUCCUUCGUGGCAGUGGCCAGAGUCUGCUCUCAUGGCGCAAGCAUGGGCUCAGGACAUCAAAGUGCCCACGUUGGAAGACGGUGCCGACGAUGACAACGUCGGCAUUGCGUGGCUCCCGCAGAACUCUGGCGGUCCUAAUGCGACUCGAUCAACCGCUGAGACUGCGUACUUCAACCCCGUCAGCGCCCGCGAGAACUUGCAUUUACUUAUACGUCACUACGGUGCGGCGAUAAGAUUUGAGGGCAACACCACGACCGGCGUAGUGAUUGGUAGUCGUGAUGGAUCCGAGACCAAGUUCGUGGAAUCUCCGAACGUGGUGCUCGCCGCGGGUGCAGUACACACCCCUCAACUGCUCCAAUUGAGUGGCAUCGGGCCUCAGAAGCUCUUGCAGUCUUUGGAUAUUGACGUGGUGGUCGACUUACCGGGCGUUGGUGCGAACUUCCAGGACCAUCCUUCCAUCUUCAUGGUCUACGACUUUGCCAACGACACAUCUAUCAACCCAACCCUCAUGAACAACGAAACCUUCUACAACGAGUCCUGGGCAGAGUACCAAGCCAACAGAACCGGGCCACACACACACGCCUGGGGAAACCGCGUCGUCUUCACAUCCCUCCAAGACCUGGAUCCAGACAACUACGAAGCCAUCGCGGACGCCGUCACAGCCCAGGACCCGCUGCAGCAUCUCCCCGAAGUCUACGCCGAGAACCCGGCCCUUCUCGAGGGCUUCACCCGCCAGCGUGACAUCCUGAGCCAGAGAUUCCGCAAUCCAAAGGCAGGCGUCAUGGAAUUCACCUGGGGCGGCGCGGAAACCGUCCCCGUAGCCCUCCAGAAACCCCUCUCGCGCGGCACCAUAACCAUCAACAGCACGAACCCCGACCCGGGAUCCUCCCUCCCAGGCGCAGGCGGCGCACAAGUCGACUUCAACGCCCUCUCGAACCCAAUCGACGCGCUCCUCCUCCUCCGCGCCGUCGCCAAAGCCCGCGCCUUCAUGGCGAGUCCCAGCGUCGAGACGCUCGGCGCGGUGGAGAUCCUCCCGGGCCCGGGCGUCACCAGCGACGCUGAGAUUGAGACCCUCAUGCGGGAGUCGUGGCUGUCUCCGAGUUUCGAUCACCCGGUCGGCACGGCGGCGAUGAUGCCGCGGGAUCUGGGGGGCGUUGUAGAUAGUGGGUUGAGGGUGUAUGGCGUCGAGGGGUUGUGGGUUGUGGAUGCGAGUGUUAUGCCGAUGUUGCCUGCGGCGCAUACGCAGGCUACUGUGUAUGCUGUUGCGGAGUAUGCGGCUGAUCUCAUUAAGGGUGUUGAAGGGUGAGUUGGUGAUGGUGGAAUGGCGGGACUAGGAACCGAAGUUCCCUUCCUUACCUCCUCCUCAAGGGAAGGAAGGCAUACCUUGAUGAAGGGAAAGCAAAUGAUUCAGAGUCAUAACUCUCGCCAUUUUUCUCCUCUCCUGGUUCAUUCCUCUUCAAUAAUCUUGCAUCCACGCGCAAUCAAGCCCAGCAGCAUUCAGAUAUCCACUCUCAGCUUACCUUCACGUUUUCUCUACUAUUUACCCACGCUUCAGAAUGGCGAACAUUACCCAGCAGCCUAUGGCUUCUCAGUUGGCCCUGGACGAUCUCCAAAGCCGCACCAGCACUGAAUUCAAUGCAUUGCAUCUUGAGUUGCAAAGGGUUUCAGCACAGAUUUGAAGAAACUUCGAAAAAGGUCGAAAGUCUUUGCGUACUUGUCCCCCAGAUGGGUCUCGCUAUCGACACGCUCCGCUCUGAAAUGAUCUCAGACGAAUACUCUUCUGGAGUCGAGAAGACUUGAAGAGAGAGAGAUCAAAGUAGCUCAAUCGAUUUCCGCUUCAUCGCAAAUGCUGACGACCAGCUAUACACAUACAAUAGAUUCCACAAAGAAAAGUAGGCAACCCG
Colletotrichum scovillei is the source of this 2587-nucleotide messenger RNA. Its product is annotated as GMC oxidoreductase. The transcript is spliced from 4 exons. The coding region runs from base 124 to 1989 and encodes 621 amino acids. The record is from RefSeq and is a predicted model, not a curated record. Gene Ontology annotation, biological process: secondary metabolite biosynthetic process. Gene Ontology annotation, molecular function: oxidoreductase activity, acting on CH-OH group of donors; flavin adenine dinucleotide binding. NCBI's taxonomy places the organism in Eukaryota, Fungi, Ascomycota, Sordariomycetes, Glomerellales, Glomerellaceae.